ACCAGAUCUUCUGACGCCGACCACAGAAUAUGGAUUGGGCCAUAUGCUUUCAUUUCAUCAGAACAUUCCCUUUCUUCCUUAGCAAAACUUGCCUCCUGUUGUGAUGCUGCCCAAAACUUCAUUGUUUCUCAGAAUAACACUCCAGCUGGGACCAACAUGAGUUACGAGGUGGAAAGCAAAAAUGAAAUCCUAAUUAGAGAGAACAUUUUUAACAUGUUUCCAGUGUCUCAGCCUUUUAUGGAGCACCCUUAUAAUCGGUGUGCCGUGGUUGGAAACGGGGGGAUUCUGAAUAAGUCUCUUUGUGGAGCCGAAAUAGACAAAUCCGACUUCGUUUUUAGGUGUAACCUCCCCCCAAUUACAGGAAAUGUUAGUAAAGACGUUGGCAGUAAAACCAAUGUUGUGACUGUAAAUCCCAGUAUCAUAAAACUAAAGUAUGGGAACUUAAAGAAAAAGAAAGAAAUAUUUCUGGAGGACAUUGCAACCUACGGAGACGCAUUCCUUCUUCUGCCGGCGUUUUCUUUCAGGGCCAACACCAUUGCCUCUUUUAAAGUGUAUAACACACUCAAAGAGGCUCAUGCAAGACAAAAGGUUCUCUUUUUCCAUCCCAAGUACCUGAGAAAUCUCGCCCUCUUCUGGAGAACUGAAGGUGUGACAGAGUUUCGCCUGUCCUCUGGCCUGAUGGUCACAAGUGUGGCCGUGGAGCUGUGUGAGCACGUGAAGCUGUAUGGCUUUUGGCCCUUCUCUAGAACGGUAAAAGACACACCCGUCAGCCAUCACUACUACGACAACAACCUCCCUAAACGCGGUUUCCAUGAGAUGCCCAAAGAAUAUAGACAAAUUCUCCAACUUCACUUGAAGGGAAUCCUCAAAUUGCAAUUUAGCAAAUGUGACAUCGCCCAAGCAUAGUAUCUUAAGGUGGGGGUGGUUUUGAUACAACGCGGUGGGUGAGUGACAGUGUUUCCCCACAGGAAAAGCCAUGGUUGUAGGGAGAAGAGAAAGAGCCCUGAAACCUGGUUUGAUCAGAGCUCCCCGCUAAGCUUGCGUCCUCAGCAGCUCAUGAACUUGUUCGGAUUUGCAGUUUCCCUCCCUGUGAAAUGGGGACCGUGAUAAUCUAACUCGCUUCAGGCAAACGUGGUAAUCUGUGAAAACCCUUGGCAAAGGAUUUGGCCUGAUGAGGUAGGGACUCCCCGAAUUUUUCCUUGUUGGUAUCUAUUGUAGCCGUUUCCACUCUCACCAGACUGAUAAUAAAAGGCGGGUGGUCUUGAGGACCCUUCCUGGAGAGAACAGCUGUGAAAUGCCAGCGUUCGCUGGGGCUCUUUCCUCAGCACGCCUCUCUAUUAUGGGUCAUAUCCUUCUCGUCCUUCUUCCUGUCUUCGAAGAGUGCAUAUGAGGACUUACAGCAAACCCUUGAUUCUUCAGGAAUCAAAUCCUUCUCUUUGGGUGAUAAUGUGCCUGCUUCUGAUUACCUUCACAAAUUGUGUCGUUAGCUGCAACGGUGUGUUGGUUGGACUUAGGCCAAUGUUUUUCCUCCUUUGUCUACAUUUCAAAGUCACUCUUUAUAAUUUAUAUUAACUUCCUGACUUUACUCUUAAGCAUUUUCCUUUUCCACUGAGAACCUAUUUCAAGAGCAUGAGGAGUUACAGUACCCGGUUUUUCUUACCUGUGUUCUUAUCUGUGGGGUCACGCAUUCAAUUUAGUUGUUGUUGUUGUUUUUUUAAUUAUCAAACAGCUACUUCAUGCCAGACCCUGUAACAGGCUGUGUCUGUGAGAGGGACAUAAAGACCAAGCCCUUCAGGAAGAAAUGGACACGUGUAUGACCAACUGUAAUACGGUAUAAUAAAUGUUAUUACAACAGCUUUGAAUAAAGUACUGUGAGGAAACAGAGGUAGGAAUAAAUAAAUCUAUUUCAGUGGAAUCUGUUUCAGAGAAGAGGUCAUUUCUGAGUGAAGCCCAGAAAAUGAGUAAGGUGUUAACAA
This is a messenger RNA of Puma concolor (puma), 1976 nucleotides long. Lineage: Eukaryota; Metazoa; Chordata; Mammalia; Carnivora; Felidae. The record is from RefSeq and is a predicted model, not a curated record.